AUGUCUUUCGUAUUUCUACUGGCGUUUGGUGUAUCAUUUUAUAGUUUAGUAUUUGGUGUUCAAGAAUUUACUUGGCAUUUAUCACAAGCUUUAGAAACAUUCGAAGAAAAUUUUAAAGCAAAUGGUUAUACAGCGUUUAUCUUAUUGCUUGGUUAUAUGACUAUUGUUAGUAUACUCUUAGUCAACCCUAGAGAAAAACUGUCACUCGAUGACAAAAGUAUAACAAAAAUUGAAACAACUGAAGAUGCAUAUGGUGAUGAAGUUUAUUAUAAUUAUUUAAAGCAGGAAAGAAAACUACUUGAUGAACCUGAUCUAGAUGAAGAACGAGUGUAA
Molecule: messenger RNA, 333 nt
Organism: Rotaria sordida
Lineage: Eukaryota; Metazoa; Rotifera; Eurotatoria; Philodinida; Philodinidae
Source: the annotation of a GenBank genome assembly